AUGCCAUUUGGACUCACUAAUGUUCCAACAACAUUUUGCAUGCUCAUCAACAAGGUGCUACAAUUAUUUCUUGAUUGUUUUGUUAUGGUUUAUGUUGAUGAUAUUGCGAUUUAUAACCAGACAUUGAUGGAGCAUGUAGACCACUUGAAACAUGUGUUCGAACUAUUGUGGUUGAAGCAAGUAGUGAUAGAGAAGCCAGUUUUAGCCUUACCAGACCAUGCCAAAUCGUAUGAGCAUGGGAAGCUCUAUAGGGAGGUUAUGCAGGAGUACCAUGAUUCCACGUAUGCUAGUCACCCAAAGCCACACUUGAGAGAUGAUGUUAAGGCCUAUGUGAAAACCUAUCAUGUAUGCCAACAGGACAAGAUAGAGCUUAAGCCACUAGCUGGUCUAUUGAAGCCUUUCCCCAUACCAAAACAACCAUGGAAAGCAUCACUCUAG
Molecule: messenger RNA, 438 nt
Organism: Durio zibethinus
Lineage: Eukaryota; Viridiplantae; Streptophyta; Magnoliopsida; Malvales; Malvaceae
Source: RefSeq, a predicted model, not a curated record